Helicoverpa zea (corn earworm) is the source of this 816-nucleotide messenger RNA. Its product is annotated as histone H1-like. NCBI's taxonomy places the organism in Eukaryota, Metazoa, Arthropoda, Insecta, Lepidoptera, Noctuidae. The record is from RefSeq and is a predicted model, not a curated record. Bases 1 to 783 code for a protein of 260 amino acids. The transcript is spliced from 3 exons.
AUGGCGCGGACAACCAGGAAGAUCCUAGAAAUGGCACUAGUUUCUCUGGAUACAAUUCGACCUGCAGUUUCAAAUAAAUGGGAUUCAACUAAGAGUUAUAUUAAAGAUACUCGUGCGAGAGCACUCGUAUUCAAUCCAGUUGUAGAGAAAGUAGAAACGGCUGUAGCAAAAGCAGAACGUUUGUUAAGUUCAAAAUUAAUAUCAAUCCGUGAACGACAGAUACUUGCUGAAGUCGAGUAUCUUGAAAGAGAGUUAUAUGAAGCUAAAAAGAGACUUGUUGCUUCGAAAACUCUAAAAAGUUUUGGGGUCACUUCGUGGAAAUAUUUAAAAAUUGAAGCGGUGCCGCCCAUGACGGUAAAUUUCUUCAACGGACCAACUGGUCGCAAAAUGGAAGCCUUCGUUGGAAAGUUGACAAAUGGUUUCAUAGGUGCUAUACAAACUAGGAUUAAAGAAAUUGACCAAGAGGAGGAAAGAAACAGGCGUGAACUAGCUGCCGCUAUGAAAGCACGAGAGGCAAGAUUAAUAGCUGAAGCGAAAAAGAAAGAAGCCGAAAGGCUCAAAGCUAUAGCAAGGAAAGCUGCUGAAGCCGUCAAAAAAGCCGCGGCAUUGGCUGCAAAGCAGAAAGCUGAAAUGGAAGCUACUAAAGCAAAAGAAGAAAAACAAACCAAGACUAAAAAGCCUAAAGCUAAAGCUAAAGCAAAAUCCAAACGAAAACCUAAAGGGAAAGGAAAAGGGAAAUCAAAAGCCAAACCUAGGAAGAGGCGGCCAAGGAAAAAGAAAUGAAUCUAGUGCGUAAUAAAAUUUAUCCAUUGAGAA